Molecule: messenger RNA, 2581 nt
Organism: Planococcus citri (citrus mealybug)
Lineage: Eukaryota; Metazoa; Arthropoda; Insecta; Hemiptera; Pseudococcidae
Exons: 2
Coding region: 321-2189 (622 amino acids)
Source: RefSeq, a predicted model, not a curated record
CUAGGUCACAGUAGAUUCGGAUCACAUUAAACGAAGCACGAUGAGUCACGACAAUGACGACAUGAAUGAAUACUGAUUAGUUUUGGCGGGAAAACUACGUACCUUAUCAUUUUUAUCAUUUUCACUUUUCAGUUCAGUGUUCUCAGUGUUCAACCUAAUACGUUCAAUAUAGGUAUAGUUAAACUUCAAAAAUCAAAAAUAUGGUUGCGGAUUGAUUGAAUAUAUGUAAUUUUUUCAUUGACGUUCCGAUUGAGCCGUUCUGUUCCAUGCUCCGAGAGUUAACAUAAUUCCAUACAUCACAAUAAACCAUUCCGAUCACAAUGAACGACGAGCACACGACAAGGACAACAAAUGGACCCCUAGUAUUCUAUCACCAUGUUGGCAAACUUGCGAAGUUAGCUCAAAUGUCAUUGUUAGCCGAGUUAAUGCUCAUUCGUCAAAAUCCAAAGUGUCAGAAGAAUAAAAAAGGACGUUCAAAUGCAUAUGCAUAUCAAUAUGAACAUCAUCUGAUUCGACCAGAAUUACCACCAUCCAUCCGUUCUGAAAUGGAAUGUCUUAAUUACGAUAUGCAUAGAUCUAGAGUAAAUUGGUGGACUUUUCAUUACGAAUGUGUUUUCUCGCAUCGUGAAUCUCCCGAUAGUAUGAUCGUUUUACUUCCUCUACUGGUUUGGUUACCCGACGCUUCAAUCAGUUUUGAACAAACCGCUAGAAAGAUGCUAAACAGUGAUGAAUUGACCAACGUUGAGAAAUUCAUGGUCGCAUGUACAUAUUGUUUCAUGGAUGAUGUGGUACGUUUACAGCAGACAUUGACGGAAAACGAGUUGAGAGAUGCAACCAGUGGCGAUCAUGGGAAUGGAGUUCCAUUCCUGGAUUAUUGGCACAGCAAGUUGUCUGAUUUCUUCGAUGAUUUAUACUCAUUGCACAUAAAUCUACUCGUUCGAUUAGUUAAUUCUCAGAAGUAUCGCGAUAACUGGUCGGCAGUGAAAUAUUUUUGGAAUCAAUUAAACUAUGAGAAGCGCUUAUCCGAAGCUGUUGAAGUAAUCGACGCAGAUAGACCUGUUUAUACGUGGCAUCUAUUGGUUGAACUAUCGAGCACCGAAUUAGACGUCGUAAUUGAACGAAGAAGUUCUCGAAUAAUACGAACAUUGGUGAAAGAGCUAAAGUACCUCGAGUACAUCGUACCAACUUGGAAACGUAUGGUGAAUGUAAUCAACGAUCAAACACUCGCUGAUAUCUUACGCUUCAUGCAUGAAUUUCAGGACUUUAGUCGAUGCUGUUUGGAUCCUUUGUUAUGGGAAAUGUGGCUUUGCAUCUCAGAACGCCAAAAGAUGUUUAUUGUUGAUAACCAUAUCUGCGAUUUUGUCCAGACAUCGCUCAACAUCGAAUGUGAUUUCUACUACACACAAAAUUUCCCUCUCAUCAUAGAUUUACUUUCACGGUUCAGUGCCAAACGCCGACUUCAAUACUGGUUGCGACAUUGGCCUUACUUAGUCCCCGGUCAACUUUAUUAUACAGGAAACAGAAAUUCUAUCGAUCAGAUCAUGAAGCUUUGCCUCGUCGAUGACGAAAGAAUCGCCGCUUUUAAAUGCACCACGAUGCUCAAUUACGAUUCGAUAUCACCUUACUAUGAACAUCACUUGUACUACAGGCGUUUCUUUAAAUUACAGAUAUAUCUGGAAUUUUGUACCUCAGAUCUGCAGUUGAUUCGCAACAUGAAGAAACAAAUCGUAACAAAGGCAUCGAAGCAACUUCAAUUAAAAUUUUUCUUUUCAUGUCCGUCACAUGAACCGGAUGACUUCAAUUCAUUUAUCGAAGGUGUGUUUACUCCGACCGAGUACGAAGAAUUCUUUUAUACAAUUAUUUCGCAUCCUGAAAAUGUUGAAACGUUGUGCUCUUCGUUGUGCUCGUAUAGAAGUGCUGAAGAAGUUAUUUCGGUCAUUGAUAAGCACUUGACGUCUGAAGAACACCUUGCCAAAGUAAAAUUCGAAGUUUUUGAAGAAUGUCGUCAAAUUGAUGAAAUGAAAGCAGCAACGAUGGUAGAUGUAAUGGCGUGGUGUUUUAACGGAGACAAAAUUCUUGUCGAACAGUUCCAUAAAUUGUUACCUCCGGUUAGUGAAGCAAAUGAUGAAGCGAUGGAAGAAGAGCCAAUAUCCAUCUAUGAAGCUUUUCGCGAGGAAUGGAUGUCAUAAGUUAGUAUACCUACCUAUAAUGUUGAAAUUCGAAAUUGUGAUUCUUAUUCAAUAAGACUUUGUUAGUAAGGUAUAAAGGUGUGUAGUUAUGUUUUUUUAAUUAGGUAUUAUUAUUUUUAUUUUUUGUUUCCAUCGCUUAAUUGUUAUGUGAUGAGUUACGAUAAAGGUACUUCUGAAUUAUUUUUUUUUAAUGUUUUACAUUUUAUAUCUGCAUACUAUAACUAUGCAUGAAGAAAGUGUGUUGUUGAAUAAAACUUCUUUGAGCUUUCGUCAUCGACUGGAUUUUAGCAGAUAGAUAUAUCUAUAAUCUGCAUAUUUUUGUCUUGUCAUUUUUACGUUUCAAGUCAAUUUCUUCGAAGUAAUGAUAUAUAAUAUAAUUUCUUGCCGGUGAA